GUUGCAUUGAAAAUUUGCUUUGAAGAUAUACACAUACGAUGUUCCCGCCAUCUUUGUUUAGUUUAGUUAUAUCAUUUGAUCGUACGACGUUCGUAUUGUAUCAGUCGCGUCAAUAACAUUUGCGAUGAAUGAUUUUAAAGUAGAAUUCUCAGUACCAUUUGCAACGGCGAGAGAAGCGGAUGUUGUUUACCAAGUACUCAGAGUGGAUAAGGAACCUCCGAGAUCUGGUGUUAGUAAAAAUAUAGAACAGAAAGAUAAUCUUUUACAAAUAUCGUUUUUCAGUACAGAAAUACGUAAACUUCGUGUUGGUAUUACAUCUUUCUUCGACAGUUUAACCUUAAUUACAGAAACUAUACAACAAUUUGGACCACCAGAACCUGUGUAUGAUUAUUAUUAGUUUUUAAGAUAUUUCUGAUUUAAAUGUAAGAAUUGUUUAUCUGUUUAUGUAUUAAAAAAGAAACAGGAUGGAACAUACACCUGCACCGUAUGCACCUAGAGCAGUUUAUGGGUAUGCUAUGUAUAUAGGAUUUAACUUACUUUUUCUACUUUAUCUUAUAUGGUCUGUGGUCCCUGAUUAUAUUUUAAAAGAUUA
Messenger RNA from Vespula pensylvanica (western yellowjacket), 592 nucleotides. RefSeq names its product EKC/KEOPS complex subunit LAGE3 (gene Tcs6). The transcript is spliced from 3 exons. NCBI's taxonomy places the organism in Eukaryota, Metazoa, Arthropoda, Insecta, Hymenoptera, Vespidae. The record is from RefSeq and is a predicted model, not a curated record. The coding region runs from base 125 to 397 and encodes 90 amino acids. Gene Ontology annotation, cellular component: EKC/KEOPS complex.